Leucoraja erinaceus (little skate) is the source of this 1384-nucleotide messenger RNA. RefSeq lists its product as uncharacterized. NCBI's taxonomy places the organism in Eukaryota, Metazoa, Chordata, Chondrichthyes, Rajiformes, Rajidae. The transcript is spliced from 4 exons. The record is from RefSeq and is a predicted model, not a curated record. Bases 16 to 690 code for a protein of 224 amino acids.
GGGUGCAGAGUGAGAAUGGGAUGCAAUGGGACUCGGGGACGGCUCGGGUGGUCCCCGGGCUUUGAACCGGCAGCGAGAGAGGUGUGCAGUGGGCUGAGGUGGGCGAGGAACCACCCUGGCCGCUGUGGAUGUGGCCGGAGCCCGGACACUGGGGAGAAGACGAGGUCGAUUUUGUGGGAGAUAGCUGGACAGUGUGAUACUGAGUGCAGCAAGACGUCGACCAAAGGCUUGGAGGUGACGGAGGGUGGCUCUGCCAAGCCCGUGCCCAACGACACCAAAGAGGGCACUGGCGAUGCCGGUGGGGGUGCCAUGGAAGCCAAGGUGAAGGAACCUGAUGCCAAAGAGGAUGCCACAGCCAACACCGGGGACCCGGAGCCACACCACGGAGAGGUUGAAGGGAGUGCCAGUAACACCGCGGGCAGCCACAAGGAUGCCCAAGGUAACACGGGCGAUGCCACAGUGAACGAAGAUGAGAAAAAGGCUGAUUCCAAAGACCAGAGUGGCAAAGGCCACAAAAAGGUAGACGCUAGUUCCAGCUCCAGCUCCAGCAGCUCCUCGGACAGCGAAGGCAAGAGCAAGCCUGGAUGUGCGGAGAGGAAGAAAAAGAUGAAGAAAGGGAAGGCGGACCAGGUGAAAGGUGGCGGCGUGAGAGACAGCAACAAAACCAAGAUGGAGAACUGCAAAUGUUGAGAGCCAUUCGAAGAAAACUCCUGGCAGGGAUUUUGCCCUUUGAGCGUAAUUAAGGCAUCCUAUUGUCAUUUGUAAAUACAUCUUCCUCUUUACACCCUUCUCUCUCCUUCCCUUCCCCACUUAGUACAGAGAACAGUACAGCACAGGCCCUUCGGCCCACGAUGUCCAUGCUAAACUGAUCUCUGCCUGCCAUAUCCCUUCAUUCCCUGCACAUCCAUCUGAAAGCCUCUUAAACGCACCGCUAUCGUAUUUGCCACCACCACCUCUGCCAAGUGCGUUCCAGGCACCCACCACCUCUGUGGAGAAAAAACGUUACCCAUCACAUCUUAAAGUUGACCCCUCUAUUACUUGGUAUUUCCACCCUGGGAGAUAGAUUCUGACAAAAUAUGAUCGUACAUAUCUAUAUGUUGUUACUGAAUGGAAUCAAAGUGUAGGAGUAACUCAGAGGGUCAGGCAGCAUCUCUGGAGGACAGAGAGAGGCAACGUUUCAGGUCGAGACCCUUCUUCAAAUUCUCAACUCCCGACUCAAAACAUCAUCUAUCCUUGUCCACCCGAGAUGCUGCCUGACACGCUGAGUCGCUCCAGCACUUUGGGUUUUUGUUUGUAAACCAGCACCUGCAGUUCCUUGUGGCUCUGGGUUUUUAAUGUAUUUAUGCUAGCGUUGCCGUGAAAUAAAAUUCGGUCCAAUUUAAAA